Ectocarpus sp. CCAP 1310/34 is the source of this 533-nucleotide messenger RNA. The record is from the annotation of a GenBank genome assembly. NCBI's taxonomy places the organism in Eukaryota, Phaeophyceae, Ectocarpales, Ectocarpaceae.
AUGGUGUCCUCUAUUAAGGACAGUACUGAGACACAGAGCCAGGCAAACAUGCGGGAAUUUAUCGCGACGUAGUGAGGGCGGGGGUUACAGCUACAGCGGCUGUUUGAUUUCUUGCAUGUCCCGUUCUUGCGGUCGUGUUUUUUUUUCUUGUUCAGGCUACAUCGAAGGAGGGUGAGGAGGAGACAGAUUUAGCUUCCUCCUUCACCAAUAGGUUGUGCCAGCAGGAGCUUCGCAAAAGUGUUACCGCCAAAAACCCAUGGGCUUCAUGAUCAGUGGUUUGCUUUCGCUGUCGAGGAGUGAUGUUGAGGUUGCGCGAAAUGGUUUGAUCCCUUUAAGGCCAGUGCCACGGCAUUCUUGCCAACAUAAUAUUAGGCAUCUAUGAGGUGCAUCCUUUGCGAUAUUCAUGUGAAGGGUAUAAGUCAGGUUGUGCAUAUGUGCAGUACGUGCGCUGAGGUGGGUACAGCAACAAGGUGCAGCAUGUGUGUCCCGUCCAGUUGACUUCUUAAGCAAAACAUGUGUGGUCGACAGGGCAG